Molecule: messenger RNA, 1232 nt
Organism: Tachysurus vachellii
Lineage: Eukaryota; Metazoa; Chordata; Actinopteri; Siluriformes; Bagridae
Gene: ccdc117
Product: coiled-coil domain containing 117
Exons: 6
Coding region: 349-1164 (271 amino acids)
Source: RefSeq, a predicted model, not a curated record
UUUGACUGAGCAGUCUCGCGCGUCACGUAACAAGCUUAAAAAACGUUAAAAUUAAAUGAUACGGUAUCAAACGCCGUAAAAUACAACUUAUUAAAAACAUCUAAUACGGCUGUCUAUCAACUACAAGAUUUCUGCACUUAUUUUCCACGAUACUCGGAAAAGGACUACAAACGUCUGUCAACGGACUACAAAUCCCAUCAGCCCGCAUCUUUCCAGAAUAGCAUCGCGUGCUCUCGUACUCACGCGCACUCUCGCGUACGUGUGUUGUCACUAGUAGCGAAGUUGCUAGCUUCAGAUUCCUUUGUUUUUUUCUUAUUAUUUCUCUGCUCUCUAACUCGGACCAACAGGAUGCAGAGUGCCAGUCCUGGGAGUAGGGAUAUAGGGUAUUUCCCCUCCAUGUACUCCCCGUUUCCACACUUCACCGUUCCUGAUAUGAGCAUCUCAAAGGGACAAACCAAUGACUCACUUCGCCUGCCGGGAAGCUCCACAAUCAACUCGAGCUGGGAGAGGAGAUGUCUGAGAAAGCACAGGCGAAGGACAGACGACGAAGUCUGCAGUGCCAAAAGACCAAAGAUGAUGGACGAAGGAGAAUCCUAUCCUUUGGAGAACACGAGGUCCAGACCAGUCUCAGGGUGGAUGGGCAAGUGCACAACAGUUCAGCAGUGCGCUACGGCCGUCCCGCCGUGCCCAAACCUCCAUUACAGUCAGAGCCCUUUACCUUCUUCAAGGGUGGAGACAGAAGGCUCCUGUAUGGAGGUGGAGGCGGCGCAGAGGAAGCUACAGGAGAUUGAGAACAGAAUCACUCUGGAGGAUGACAGCGAUGAGGAUCUGGACAUAGAGCCGCCUCAGCGCAGACCUGUACUCGUGCUGUCAGACAGCCUGAGGGAGGGGCUACAGCGCGGCAUCGCCGACAUUCUCCCUCAUACAGUAGCACAAUCAGUGAGCCAUUCCUGUAUGGAGCUGGUGCUGUGGCGCCCCCCAGAGGACCCGAUCACUCAGCAGCUGAAGGACUCUCUCCAGAGACAGCAGCGUAAACAGCAGCCCGUGUGCAGACAGACCCCGACGCCCGUCCCCAUUCCCAAAGGGCCAGACGAACACACCUUCAGCUCACUCACCUGUCCGACUGCAGCCUCCGGCUCCACAGAGGAGGACAUGGAGCUAUAGACUCGAGCCUGCAAGCACGAAACUGACUUUCUCCAUUGACCGGAGGAUUUUGCGGCGGGUGGGUGGGG